This is a messenger RNA of Anthostomella pinea, 2682 nucleotides long. NCBI's taxonomy places the organism in Eukaryota, Fungi, Ascomycota, Sordariomycetes, Xylariales, Xylariaceae. The record is from the annotation of a GenBank genome assembly.
AUGAGCGUCAAUCGGGAACCCACUUAUCCCUUCGGGGCCGCCAAGCGCUCCAGGAUGAAUGGGCGUCUUAGCAAAGACGGCAAUGCGAUCCCUUUCCCAGACAGUGGCAAUAUGGACCGGAUCCUGUUCGACAGCCAAGUCCGGUACGAUGAGCCGUCGCUCAUCUACCCUCUGACGCACCGCGACUCGAUGUGGUCAGAAGGCGGUCUCGCCCCAUUUGCACUGGGUGUAAGCGGUCUGUACGACGACACCGAGAAGUUCCCCGAGAUCGCCGUGUCUGACUCCUCAUCCUAUGGCGUGCCGACCAUCGUGCCGAGCAAUGCGAGCUCGGUAACCUUCUCGCCACCCCCGUCGACCGUGUCGCGGACGUCGUCCGUGUGCUCUGCCGCUGCGUGGUCUCCCAUCCAGACCGAGUUCACAUCGGACAACUUCAAUGCCUCUUCUUGGUCUCGUGGUCCCAGCCCUCUUCGCAAUGUGGUCAAGCCAUCGCCCCGCGAAACGGUGGAGUACGUGUGCCUAGCACCCCAUUGCAAGGCCAGAUUCUUCAGAGGCGAAGACCUGGAGGCUCAUACAAGCACCGGGCACUCGCACAUCUGCUUGUGGGGCAACAAUGGCCCUUGCGAUAGCGCAGGCUUUGCCACCCGGGAAGAGCUCAACUGGCACGUCAAGAGUGAGCACUUGCUGGAGUGCCCUGUGGCAGUCUGUGCCGAAAGCACCUUUGGAACCCGCGAACUACUAGACUGCCACCUCAGAUGGGCCCAUGGCGGUGAAAAGGUUGCCGCUGAACAGAGGUGCCGGUCGACCAAUCUUUUAGAGGCCGGACCCUACCCAUCAGGUGAUUUGGAUGCUGCUUCUUCCGCUGAAAGGCCAAUCGAGAAGCAGACCGUACCAGCGGAAGACAGCUCCCUGAAGAUGGAGAUGUCCAUCGGGACCUCCAAGAAGCGAUGUCGAGAGCAGGUGAGGACGGUCACGGAAAGAAAGUUGAGGAGAGCAAAUGGCACGCCGAGAGUGGUCGAGAGUCCGGGAUCAUCCAGAAGCCGUACACCAAGGUUGCUGGAGUCGACAAGCUUUCCGAUAGUAUGGGAGCACGGUGUCCUCCCAUUCCUCGUCGAGUUCCUUCCCAAAUGGUGCGGGCCCGGCCAUGUCAUCAGCGUGAGCCGGGGCAGCAAGCCCAACACUCGGCGGAUAUGCAUCAUGACGCGGCGGGUAGUCACAAGGGCUCGGAAAAUUACCAUCGCGGGCCAUGUUCGAGAUCUGCUCCCUGGAACCUACCGAAGUACCAUCACCUUCGUAUUUUCGACGGGGGCCGUGGACCGCCUCGUGUGGGCUCGAGGCCUGGGCAAGGAUAUGCCCGAUGAGGUCUGCUCGCCACGAAAUCCCUUUGCGUACAUCAGCCCGUGUAUGGGAGACAGCAUCGGGGCUAAUUUCAACGAUGGGGAAGAGGCGACUGCAACUUUGGGACCAUGUAUAACCAUCGGCGGCGGCAGUUAUUGGCUCGCAAGCUUCCACCCCUUUGUGAGCGCAAGUCAAGGAGCUUUCCCUGUGACAGUCGAGCACCCGUCGCCAGCGGACCGCGCUCAGUGUUCGAAUGAGAGGCACGACGCACUAACCGGCGAAGGCUUAGACUUCCGGGUCGGUAAUCUGACGGCAACCUCUGGCUAUGACCUGAAUACGACGCGAAUCACACAUGACCCGUAUUGGGAGGACAGCGAUAAGGAGCCUCCACUCGUUGUGACCGACUGGAUCCUGAUCUCCACAGGCAGUCGCCAGGCAAACCUUCUCAGGAAGUUCCCUACGACAACACAGCGACGAGAGAUUCCUGUCACGUCGAUGAGCUCUGUUGUGCCAGGUGCGGUGGUCUGCUCGACUGGGCGUACCUCGGGCUAUCAGAGGGGUCAGGUAUGUGAGGUGCCCGCAUACGUUGACGGAUCCGCAAACGGCACAGGGAAAGCCUCCCGCGAGUGGUACGUCGAGGAGCCAGAGCUUUCUGAAGACGAAGAUGAAUGGAUACGUGGUGGAAUCGGGGUUGAAGGCGAUAGUGGUGCUGCCAUAAUCGACAGUGAAACGAAUGCUCUCAUCGGUCAACUAUGGGGCCGGAGUAAGUAUUUUGGUCCUGGGCCAAGGCAUACCUUUUUCACACCAAUAUCCGACAUCUUCGACGAUAUUCAGGAGCGGUGCGGCCAGCAAUCACGACCCCAGCUUCCACAAUACCGUGACGAAGCAGACCGCUGGCCGACCUACCCAAUCUGCAGACAGUGCUUCGAUUUGCGCGAAUACCUAGACAGCAGACGCAGUUCAAGGGAGUCCUUGAUGUCAAUGAUCGGCAUGCACGAUGGAGGAGCAGGGGAGCACGACAACUAUCUCACAUCGGUAUCUGAGCUAGCGAUGCCGAAAGAUCAGUCCUACUUAGUCCGCCACAUUGGGCCAGACGACGCAACUUCGUCCUUCAGUGGCGUGGUUUCGCCGGCCCCCAUCCGUGCGUUCUAUCCCACGCCUCAGGCAGACUCUCCUGGAAUGUCGGAACUGCGAAGCCCGUAUGCACAAUCCUUGAGCGAGGAAGAUCUUUACGAAGCAAGGUGUCCAGACAUGAGCCGUGUCGCCUUGGGCAAGCGAGCGGCCCUCCCCAUACCGCUGACGCCGCCCAGCAGUCAAGAACUAGCCAAGCGACGAAGAGUCGCAUAG